ACCCUUUCUAGUCAAGCUAAGGAGGAAGCAACGAGGAAGCCUCCUUCGUCCUUCCUCCACUGUCUCUUCCCUCUCUCUGUCUCGCUCUCGGAGUUUAUUCCGCUCUCAGCGCCUCACGCUCCCUUCGAUCUACAGCGUCAAGGUCCGGACGCGCCGGGUGUCAUCUCUCCUGCGACAGCAUGGACGACGCCUCGCCCAAGUCCAGCUCGCCCCGCCGAUCGACGCAUCGGCCGCGCGACGAGGAGAGUGGAGCCGCUGCUGGCGAGGAGAUCGACUGCGACGACACCUUCGUCAUCCCGCCGAAGAAUGCACCGGUGGAACGCCUCAGGCGAUGGAGGCAAGCAGCACUUGUGCUAAAUGCGUCCAGGCGGUUCAGAUAUACUUUGGAUUUGAAGAAGGAGGAAGAAAAGGAGGAAGUAAGGAGGAAAAUCAGAGCACAUGCUCAAGUGAUAAGGGCAGCACUUCUUUUUAAAGAAGCAGGGGAGAGAGAGAAACCAGGAAUUCCUGGAGUACUAGAACAUGAAGAGCUUACUAAAAUGACCAGGGACCGUGACUUCUUUGCUCUACAAAGACAUGGAGGGGUUAAUGGAAUUGCUAGUCUAUUGAAGACUGAUUUGGACAAAGGAAUCAGUGGAGAUGAAGCUGAGAUAGUGCAUAGGAGGAACUCAUUUGGAUCCAACACUUACCCCCGAAAGAAAGGAAGAAGUUUUUUGGUUUUCCUAUGGGAAGCUUGGCAAGACCUAACCCUUAUCAUCCUUAUGAUUGCUGCAGCAGUGUCGUUGGCCUUAGGCAUAAAGACGGAGGGAAUUGAUCAAGGAUGGUACGAUGGAGGGAGCAUUUUCUUUGCUGUUUUUAUUGUCAUAGUUGUAACAGCUUUCAGUGAUUAUAGACAAUCUCUACAAUUCCAAAAUUUGAAUGAGGAGAAGCGGAACAUACAUUUGGAGGUAAUUAGAGGCGGCAGGAGAAUUAAAGUCUCAAUUUUUGAUCUUGUAGUCGGUGAUGUUGUUCCCCUCAAGAUCGGUGAUCUGGUUCCUGCUGAUGGGAUUGUUAUCACUGCCCAUUCUCUUGCGAUGGAUGAGUCUAGCAUGACCGGGGAGAGCAAAGUUGUUCAUAAAGAUCAAAAGGCACCAUUUUUGAUGGCUGGAUGCAAGGUUGCUGAUGGAUAUGGCAAUAUGCUGGUUACUGCAGUUGGCAUGAAUACUGAGUGGGGCAUAUUGAUGGCGAGCAUAUCAGAGGAUAAUGGGGAAGAGACUCCUCUGCAGGUGCGAUUGAAUGGACUUGCUACUUUCAUCGGUAUAGUGGGACUGACUGUUGCUGGAAUUGUCCUGGUAGUGCUUUUUGUCAGAUAUUUCACUGGAAAUACCAAGGAUCCUGAUGGAACUGUGCAAUUUGUCAAGGGACAGACUAGUACAAAAGCAGCAGUAAAUGGAGCCAUCAAGUUAUUCACAGUUGCUGUAACUAUUGUUGUUGUAGCUGUACCUGAAGGUCUUCCAUUGGCUGUUACUCUGACCUUGGCAUAUUCAAUGCGAAAAAUGAUGACAGACAAGGCUCUUGUGAGGAGGCUUUCUGCAUGUGAAACUAUGGGGUCAGCUACGACUAUUUGCAGUGACAAGACUGGAACUUUGACCCUGAAUGAGAUGACGAUUGUGGAGGCAUACAUUGGCAAAAAAAAGAUAGAUCCUCCUGAUAACGCUGAGUUGUUCUCUGCUUCUGUACUGUCUCGCUUAAUUGAUGGAAUUUCUCAGAAUACAAGAGGCAGUGUGUUUCAUCCAAAGGAUGGUGUUAUCGAGCUUAGUGGAUCACCUACUGAAAAGGCAAUUCUUUCUUGGGGGGUUAAGCUUGGGAUGAACUUUGAUGAUGCAAGAUCAAAAUCAUCAAUUAUACAUGUUUUCCCUUUUAAUUCAGAGAAAAAACGUGCAGGUGUUGCCAUACAAUUGUCAGAUUCUGAAGUUCAUGUUCACUGGAAAGGUGCUGCUGAGGUUAUGGUUGCCUCAUGUAUAAGUUGGCUUGAUACAGAUGGUAAACAGCAGCCAAUGGCUCCAGAUAAGAUAAAUGAAUUCUAUAAGUGCAUUGAAGAUAUGGCAGCAGUUAGCCUCCGCUGUAUGGCUUUUGCCUAUAGACCUUUAGAUUUGAAAGAGAUACCGAAUGAAGAGCAUAGGGGUGAUUGGUCAUUGCCUGAAGACCAUUUGAUUCUUCUUGCUAUUGUGGGAAUGAAAGAUCCUUGUCGUUCUGGAGUGAGAGAAGCUGUGGCUUUGUGCACUCGUGCAGGUGUAAAGGUUCGGAUGGUCACUGGUGACAAUCUUCGAACAGCUAAGGCUAUAGCAUUAGAAUGCGGAAUACUUAAGGAUGUUGAUGCUCCUGAGCCGAUUUUAAUCGAGGGGAAAACAUUCCGUACCAAGAGCAACGCAGAACAAGAUGAAAUUUCUGAGAAAAUAACAGUGAUGGGAAGGUCAUCCCCUAAUGACAAGCUUCUUCUUGUGCAAGCACUAAGGAGAAGAGGUCAUGUGGUUGCUGUAACAGGUGACGGCACUAAUGAUGCUCCUGCAUUGCAUGAGGCAGAUAUUGGGCUUGCAAUGGGUAUACAGGGAACAGAAGUAGCAAAAGAAAGCUCUGACAUCAUUAUAUUAGAUGAUGAUUUUGCAUCAGUUGUAAAGGUCGUCCGUUGGGGUCGUUCUGUGUAUGCAAAUAUUCAGAAAUUUAUACAAUUCCAGCUCACUGUCAAUGUUGCUGCACUUGUGAUAAAUGUUGUUGCUGCAUUUUCAUCAGGCGAAGUUCCUUUGAAUACUGUUCAGCUUCUGUGGGUCAAUCUUAUCAUGGACACACUUGGGGCACUUGCUUUGGCAACUGAACCACCUACUGACCACCUUAUGGACAGGACUCCUGUUGGGCGGAGGGAACCUCUUAUCACCAAUAUCAUGUGGAGGAAUCUUAUGGUUCAGGCUUUCUACCAAAUCACAGUCCUCCUGGUCCUAAAUUUUGCUGGUAAAAGCAUUUUGCAUCUAAGGCAUGAAACUCGAGAACAUGCAGACAAAGCCAAAAAUACCUUCAUAUUUAAUACCUUCGUUUUAUGUCAGAUUUUUAAUGAGUUUAACGCACGAAAAGUAGAUGAACUGAAUGUCUUCAGUGGUGUCCUCAAAAAUCACCUAUUUAUUGGAAUAGUUGGCCUUACAACUAUCCUCCAGGUUAUGAUUGUUGAGUUUCUCGGACAGUUCACUAAAACUGUAAGGCUCAAUUGGAAGCUCUGGUUAGUUUCAAUUGCAAUUGCUAUAAUAAGUUGGCCCCUGGCAGUUCUUGGAAAACUUAUCCCAGUACCGAGUACUCCCUUCGCCGAAUAUUUUCGCAGAUGCUCUUUCUGGAGGAAGAAACAAGAUGAUGGGGCAGCGCAGGAAAGUUCCAAUGCUCCUUCAUAAACGAGAACCGUCAUUUGAUAUUUUUUGAUACACAUGCAAAUACGAAGUAUUGUUCCAUAAAGAUAUUAACCCUACUGACAUAGCUAAUGAAUGAAUUGUGCAGCCGCUUCAUUUCCAUGUAAUUUUUGUCUUCUUCUAAUUGAUUUCAACUGUGUAUGAAGGUAUUUUUCAUGUUCCAGCUUUA
Messenger RNA from Zingiber officinale, 3594 nucleotides. Its product is annotated as calcium-transporting ATPase 5, plasma membrane-type-like. NCBI's taxonomy places the organism in Eukaryota, Viridiplantae, Streptophyta, Magnoliopsida, Zingiberales, Zingiberaceae. The record is from RefSeq and is a predicted model, not a curated record. Gene Ontology annotation, molecular function: ATP hydrolysis activity; ATP binding; P-type calcium transporter activity. Gene Ontology annotation, biological process: calcium ion transmembrane transport. The transcript has 35 exons. Gene Ontology annotation, cellular component: membrane; intracellular membrane-bounded organelle. The coding region runs from base 180 to 3410 and encodes 1076 amino acids.